Messenger RNA from Iphiclides podalirius (scarce swallowtail), 582 nucleotides. NCBI's taxonomy places the organism in Eukaryota, Metazoa, Arthropoda, Insecta, Lepidoptera, Papilionidae. The record is from the annotation of a GenBank genome assembly.
AUGCAUUAUGACGGUACUCCUGCUGAGAAACGCGGAGAUCUUACUCCAGAACCUGAAACAGAACAAAUUGAAAUUGAAAUUCCAGAAAAAAGAAACAAAGUUAAUGAGAACUUACCUUUUCUGGAACCUAACCCCCUUUAUUCCAGCUCUAGUCAAGAUCCUGUUGAUGAACCAUCUCCCUCAAGUGGAAGACCACAAAGAGACGUGAGACCACCAGCAUGGACCAAAGAUUAUGAGGUAAGUCGCAGUCUGACUAUGUUUACGUCAGAAAAUAAUGACGACUAUAACUGCUCUUUACUCACAUACAAAGAAGCUGUGACUGGCACCGACAGACGAAAUUCGGAGAGGGCGAUACAAUCUGAAAUGGAACCAUUACAGAAAAAUAUCAUCUGGGUAUUAGUUGACAAGUCAGAAGCCAAAGGACACAAAAUACUGUCCAACAAAUGCGUAUUACGGAUUAAAGAUGACGAUACGUACAAGGCUAGAAUAGUCGUACGUGGAUGCGAGCAGAAAGGGAAGCAGUGGGAAGUUUACUGUACCUGUCUACCUGAACCAGACCAGAUAUCGCACAAGCGGUCAAUC